UUUGUCAUUGCAUUUUUACCUGAUAUCAAUGAUCAAAAACGUUUGAACGAAAAUCGAUAGAAUAAUGAGUUUUAUUGAAAUUGAUGGAUUUCAAAUUUGUUAUGAAAAAUAUGGUCAUGGUCAAGUGGCUGUACUGAUCAUACCGGGUGCAAUCGGUAGAGCAAGCUGUGAUUUUGAUUUUCAAUUCGAUCCUGAUCAUCCAGGUUGUUUUGAUUUUAAUCGUUUUACAUUUAUUUGUGUUGAAUUAAUUGGCUGGGGACGAUCAUGUCCACCUGAACGUCCAUAUGGACCAACAUUAUUACAUGAUGAUGCUGAUCGUUGUGAUCGAUUAAUGCGGAAACUUGGUUACAAUGAAUAUUCAAUUUUUGGCUGGUGUGAAGGUACUAAAAUAGCUGUAAUAAUGGCACAAAAAUUCGUUAACAAUGUAAAGAAUCUUAUUCUACAGGCACCAUAUAUUUAUCAUGAUGAUAAAAUGACAGAAAAAUUGAAAAUAAUGCGUGAUUUUGCUAAUUGGGAUGCACGAUUACGACGACAAUAUAAAAUUAUUUACAAUAAUAAUGCUGAUCGUGCUGAAAAAUUAUGGCAAACAUAUGUUGAUUUUAUGAUUGAAAAAUAUAAUGAUAUCUAUACAGAUGGUUUACUUGGUCCAAAAAAUGAAAAUGGUCAAAAUCAAAUUGUUUGUCCAACAAUGAUUUUCAUUGGUGAAAGAGAUUUUUUCUUCACUGUUGAACAAUGUGAAAAUUUUACCAAAGAAUUUCGUAAUGGAAAAUUAAUUGUAUUUGAAGGUUGUGGUCAUUUUCUACAAAGACGUGGUGCGAUAAAAUUCAAAGAAAAUAUGGAAAAUUUUCUUUUAAAUAAAAAUUAAAAUGUUGUUAGUAAAAUAAAACGAUA
Molecule: messenger RNA, 891 nt
Organism: Dermatophagoides pteronyssinus (European house dust mite)
Lineage: Eukaryota; Metazoa; Arthropoda; Arachnida; Sarcoptiformes; Pyroglyphidae
Product: serine hydrolase BPHL-like
Molecular function (GO): serine hydrolase activity
Source: RefSeq, a predicted model, not a curated record